CUAAGCCCUUAUAUAACUUCGUGGCGUGUAGAGGCGCAUUUCCAGCACGGGAAAGCAAAUUAGCGCUGCACGGGGAAAAGGAAAAAAAGGAUGCCGAAAUCCUUUUUUCGUCCGGCAGUUUCUGUUCAGCAAGGUUAGGCUGGUCAGGCAGCGUAUUAGAUACCUCCACGUGGAGUUGGAAAGGUCCUUUUUAGUCCACGGCGCAGCCGUCUCUAUGAGGCCCUCUUUUCCACCACCGUCGUUGCCGGUGCGUGAUGAGUGCGUGGAGCUAUCUCCACUGAGAGUGUCUGUACCCGAAACAACUGCACUGUCGGCCAUGGGGGCGACUGGGGGGUCAGGAGGUGGAGGGAUUUGGUUUUUCUCCGAGAGGCUACGGUUGCCUCUCUGCUGUCUGGGUGUCUUCGUGUGUUACUUCUGGUACGGGGUCCUGCAAGAGACAAUUACAAGAGGCAAAUAUGGAGAAGGAGCAAAGCAGGAGAAAUUCAGAUAUGCUCUGUCUUUAGUCUUUAUUCAGUGUGUAAUGAAUGCCAUUUUCGCUAAGCUGAUGAUCCAGUUUUUUGAUGCUGUCAAGGUGGACCGGACUCGGAAUUGGCUCUACGCAGCUUGUUCUCUCUCAUAUCUAGGAGCAAUGGUGUCCAGCAACUCAGCACUUCAGUUUGUCAACUACCCAACUCAGGUCCUUGGAAAGUCCUGUAAACCCAUCCCAGUCAUGCUCCUGGGGGUGACAGUGCUGAAGAAGAAGUAUCCAUUGUCCAAAUAUUUAUGCGUCCUACUGAUUGUCACAGGUGUGGCCCUAUUUAUGUACAAGCCGAAAAAUGUAGGAAGUGUUGGGGAUGAGCAUGUCUUCGGUUAUGGGGAACUCCUGUUGUUGCUGUCUUUGACUUUGGAUGGUUUAACUGGGGUGUCUCAAGACCAUAUGAGAGCUUACUACCAGACUGGUUCCAAUCAUAUGAUGUUAAAUGUUAAUCUAUGGUCCACUUUGGUCCUGGGUGCUGGUAUUUUCUUUACAGGUGAGCUUUGGGAAUUCUUGAGUUUCACUGAGCGUUAUCCUACCAUCAUCUAUAAUAUCCUUCUCUUUGGCCUAACCAGUGCUUUAGGUCAGACUUUCAUUUUCAUGACUGUGGUCUAUUUUGGGCCUCUGACCUGUUCUAUUGUCACCACAACUCGCAAGUUCUUCACCAUUUUGGCUUCAGUCAUUCUGUUUGCCAAUCCUAUCAGUAACUUACAGUGGAUGGGAACUAUCCUGGUAUUCCUUGGUAAGAGUCCAGAUUCUUUUGUCUUUAUUAUUUGGGAAAUGUCAACCUUAGUUCCAAUGUAUGAUUUCCUGCAGAAUAGAAACCUGGUCAGUUAUUUCACUGGGCUUCUCGCUUCUCUUAAGUGUAGGGGUUUUAUUAGUUUAACUUAACUUAAAUCUGUUUAUAGCGUACUUAGCGCCUACAGUGAUGUAAACUUUUUUCUAUUGCCAUUCUUCUCUCAAACUAUACUUCACCAAAUCUAGUCUUCACUGGUUCAACUAUAGUGAAGAUUAGGCAAAUCCCAUUUAAUAUGCUGGAAAAGCUUGGUGAUUUAAAAAAAAAGCAGAAAGAAUUUGCUGAUGCUCAAAUGCCUGAAGAGUUGAAGAUAGUAUUUCUAUGUGAGACACCAUGACCAAAGAGAAUACUUUUUCUUGCUUAAUCACAGGUGCUAGGAGCACCUGAGAAUGGUUGAUGUAACUGUGAACUUCAGUUCCCAGAAUUCUAAGUAUUAUUUUGACUGAAGAAUUUUGGGGAUUGAAAUCUAAACAUCUAGAGAGUGCCUAGGUUGGGAAAAUCUGAGCUAACACUUCAGAUAAAGUUGCUGAUAGUCAAAGAAUUGCAAUUUUUAAACUAAAUCAUAUUUUCCCAACUGGUUUUAACCUAUUCUGUUUUGCUUCUUCUGCCCCUUCAAUUUGUUUUAAGAUAUGUUACACUGUGUGGUUGUAUUUUGCUUGUUAUCACAUCAUCUCCUUUUCACCCUAACAAUACUUUCAGUGGUUGUGCCAGGGUUCAGCAAUUAUUCUGUCUUAGCUCAGCAGAUUUAAAAUCUGCUUCAUACUGUACUCCCACAGAUAAUAAUUACUUGUACAGAGAACUAUUAAGUGAGAUGCUUUUAAAACUACAUCAUCAUUUCUGGGACAUUCUUGUAAGCUGAAAAUCUGCUUCUAAGCUGCUAGAGUAGCUUGGUGUGUUCCAAAAUUAUCCCAAGUUAGAAGCCUUGUUCACUCAUCCUCUUUUACUCAAAGUCAUCCCCAACCCAACACUUUGCCCUGUAGCAUCAUUUUCAACCACAGUUAAUGUUCCUAUUUGUUUUUCUGCAGGACUUGGCCUAGAUGCCAAAUUUGGGAAAACAUCGAAGAAAACAUCACACUAAGAAGAUUUUUGUGUUUCUCUUGAAAAUUUUAAGCAUAAGGAACUAUUAACUUAUUGUCUUAUUUCCCUCUACUGGGAAUUUGGCUCAGGAUGAAUGCUUGGGGAAAGGGGACAGCAUAGGAAUGGGGUUGUUUUUAUUCAAAAUGUGUUUAAUUUUUUUUAAUGGUAGCUUUAUUUUACUAAAAAUCAAAGAAGUAGCUUUUCCAUUUCUACUGAGGAAUCAAAAAUGUAGUUAAUGGAUGGCAAAAGGAAAUUCUUGGUGACAUAGGAAAAAUGUUUUAUGUGAAAUAAAAGGAGGGACAAGACAAAAACCUAUAUGUUUAUGUUUAAAAAUUUACUUUCCAUCUCUUGUGCCUGGGUGGAAGAGGAAGUGUUACAGUAUUUAGUUUUUUUUAAUUUUGUACAAUAGUUGUAUAUUGCCUAUCUUUGAGACUCAGAGCAGUUUAACAGUACAGUAACCAUAAAUAUUAAUCAUAGGAUAAAACAAUCAUCACAGACCAAUCAAUCUUCUUUUUCUAUAUCUAGAUCAAAGAAGCCACCUUUUUGGCUUUGUCAUUGGCCAAAAAUAAGUCAUUAUUUUCUGACUGCCAGCAAUUUGGUGGUUCGAGUCUCACCGGUUCAAGGUUCACUCAGCCUUCCAUCCUUCCGAGGUCGGUAAAAUGAAGACCCAGAUUGUUGGUAAUAUGGUGACUCUGUAAACCACUUAAAGAGGGCUAUAAAGCACUGUGAAACGGUAUUUAAGACUAUAUUGCUAUUAUCAGUACAUGUUUCUGGUAGUAGCUGACAUACCAGCAGAUGGGCUGAGCUUUGUCUCUCCAUUUACACAGCAUGUUUGUUUGGUUUUUUUUGUUUACAUUUAUACCCCGCCCUUCUCCGAAGACUCAGGGCGGCUUACAAUGUAUAAGGCAAUAGUCUCAUUCUAUUUGUAUAUUUUUUACAAAGUCAACUUAUUGCCCCCCCCAACAAUCUGGGUCCUCAGUUUUAUCCACUAAGAACCUCCACUUGAGUAUAUUGGCCCAAUCAAACCAAUAAAAACCCUACAUACAUACUAUAAAACAAAACUUAAUCAGAUAAAUUAAAAUUAAGCACUGAGAGUCUUCUAACAAGAGGUGUCCAUAAGUUUGGUAGCAUAGCUUAUGAUAGAUAGAGCACUGAAACUACUUCAUGGAGAAGCCCUAUCCCUCCAGAAAACAGUGAGGUAGCUAUCCAAUAUGACAUUCCCACACAAUGCUAUCUUGGUAAUUCAAAAACUGAUUUAUAGAACAGUCACUCUAUCAUGUCUUUAUAAAUCAUAAUAGAUUAAUUUCUAUAUCACACUAAGCGAAAAGCAAGCAAAUAAUGUUAUGCUUUAGCAAAGGAGUAUCAAACUGAAUUUUAUUGAGGGCUGCAUCAUGCCUGUGGCUGACCUCGGGAGACUGGGCGGCUGUGGCCAACUAGGCGGGCAUGGCCAGCUUGAUGCCACUCCCCCAAUUGCUGGCAUGUUUCCUUUUCACAUUGGGUUGACCGGGCCGACAUCACAUUGGCCCAGUAUUUCCUCUUUGCAUUGGAUCUUUCCUCUUUCCUCUUUGCAGCCGGGCCAAAGCUACACUGGCUUGAUCUGGCCUGAUCUGGAUCUCUUCACUGGGUAGACCAGGAUGGCCCCGUGAGCCACAUCUGGCCCCUGAGCCUUGAGUUUGAUACCGCUGCUUUAGCAUUUAUUUGGGCAGAGUUUUCUUCUUAGAUGAAUAUGCUCAGCUUCAGCCUGGCUUAUUUAAAACUGAAGGGGAUAGAGGUACCAGAAAGUUCAGCUGCCUCGUAGCCCUGAACAUUCGGAUGCCUUUCAGGUUCACCUGCUUAGGAAUAGCAGGUACUUCCCAGUGUAUAUUCAAACAACCAGACAUCAGCAAACUUUCCAGAAAGUGAUCACCAUUACACAAUUUUGCCCUUAUGACUAACACCCACAAAUUUUUUUUACAAAAUACAUUUUUAAAAAUGGCUAAGAUCUCAAUAAAACUUUUAAAAUUUGGCUUUUAAAAUUUUUUAACAUGAUUAAAAUUGAUAUAAUUUUAGCAUAUUAAGAACUUAUUAAAAUUAUUUGAUUCAGAUCACUGGAUCCUAGGGGUACGCAAAAUGUCCAAAAUAUAUUUCAACAUUUGAAAAUAUGCUUGGGUUUUAGAUGGUCCAUGCUCAAACCAAUAUAUUUGUUUCAACAUUUUAGUCCAGGACUGAAAUACAGAAUUAGGUCAGGGAAAACAGGAAAAAGUCAAAAACUAGGAGACAGUGGAAAGGGGAAAUUGUGAGGGGCAGGCUGGCAGAAUAUGCCUGGCCAGGGAAUGUCAAUUUCAUAUUCUAUGAGAGGAUGUUAUUGUGCUAAAGUGGAAGUUUCUGAUAACAGGUCUGGGAGCAUAGAAUCAGAAUCGGAGAGAACUUAAGAGCCACAAGCAAUUUUCAUCUUGCACAUCUCCCUUUAUUUGCUUUCAGAUUUGUGUUGCAAAUAAAAAUGAUGUGAUAUUUUUGUAAACAAAGGGUGAAAUCAUCAUUUAGUUAGGUAUAAUUUUCCAAUACUUAAUACUGAACUGGCAUGACACAAAAAUUAAGGAGCACUUUUGGGAGCUGUGAUUUUCUGCAUAUUAUCAUAGAUUGCUCAUGAUUCUGGUUUCUGUACUUGGGAACUGGAACAGAGUACAGAGGAGUCAUAGAUUUUUUCUUUUGACGAAGUAAUAUAUUGAUUCUUAUGAUGGCGUAUGCAAAAUUGACUGGGCAGUGGCUAGUUCCAAAAAUGUUCAUUUAGUGCUUGGAUUGUUUGGCAUAAAAAUGGAUAGUAAUUGGCCUAUCCUUCUUUAAAAAGAUGAAUUGAUAAGAGAAUUUGGAACUUGCUGAUGAAGCUCAUAAUGUAAAAAAAAAAAUCACUUUCUAAAGGUCAUUAAUCAUGAAACCACAGGGAACGUUUUCUUUCCUAAUAUUGGUAAAUAGCAACUAUUUACAGCAACUUUCUGUAUCUGAAAGAAAGGCAAGUUACAAGAAGCAUAGAGAGGUCAUCACAUCUUCCUUCAGCGAAGCUUGGUGCCUCAUAAUCACAUAGACAACUUCAUUGUCUUUAUUGAAAUACUUUACCAUUUUUCUAAUUUAAAACCAAACCAACCCUCUUCCCAAUCUGAUUUACAAUCAGGGGGAUAUCAGAGGGCUCUUAUCCAAAUACUGGCCUGUGAGGUCAGUUUUCAGCCAAGGCUGCCUAUCUGCUGCCACCUGCAGCAACAAAGAGGCAGUGCAGGCACUAUUAUUCAUGAUAAAUAGUGUACUUGAAGGAAGGCAAGUCUUAAGGAUAUUUUGCCUAACAUUCAUCCCUUUAACAGUAUAAGCUAAUGUGGGAAAGUCUAAAGAUGAUUGCUUGAAAUCAGUGAUAUUGUUCUAUAUUGGGUGACACUUUUUACCACCAUUUUCAUCUUGCCUUUUAAUAGUGAAGGUAUUAGAGGAAUAGUUGGACUGUAUUGCUACAGAAACUCAUUUCUUUUCCUUCCCGGUGAUGCUUCCCUGAACUUCUAAGACCUGCAUUAUAAAAUGUUUAAAAAGCCCCCUGUUUUAAUUAAGCAGUAGCCCCCGAGAGCUGCGCCAGGCAUACUCCUUUGAGUUUCCUAGCAUGGGAAGAGGGCGGGCAGUUAACAUAAGGCUGCCUUGGAAGCUCAUAGACUGAGGUCUCUAUGGAGCAAACUUUACACAUGAAAGCGCGUCUCCACCAGCUGUCGCAACCAGGCUCCAUCUGCUCUGUGCUUUUGGCCUCUCGCCCUUCCAGAUGGGACCUUGAUCUCCUUUCCUUGGUGGUGCUGGCAAAUGUGCUCUUUCCUCUCUGGUCCCCAUCUUUUCCAAUUUCUCUUCAUCCUUCAACUGAUGGUUACAUUGAUCUUUUUGGAUGUGCUUGUUCUCUGCCCCCUCUUCUUUCCAAAAUUAGACCUUUUGCAAUAUUGGAACAUUGGACCGAGAGGCAUUAUUGUAAUCCUGUUCCUUAUUUUCCUAAAAGUCAACCAGAGAAAAAAAGGCAGUUCCUUUCUUUAGUGAAUUCUGCAAACGGUGACUUCCUUGGAUGAUGUAAAAGCAACCCCCUUUUUUUUGUAUAAAAUUGUAAAAACAAUUGGGGUGGGGAGAUAGCUCUUAUAGUGCCCAGCCUGUGUGUUUUGUUUUGUUUUGUUUUGUUUUGUUUUAACUUGUAUGCUGGCCAAAUUCCAAUAACUCUGGGAUACAAAAGACAUUUGUUAUUCAUGUUACUUUUUAAAAAUUUGUAACGGAAGUGGUAAAACACAUAUAAAAAGCAUCUGUUGGGAAAGAACAUAAUCAUGCCAGGGAGCUUUAUAAUAAAUCCAAUAAUACAGUCUGCUGUUCGACCCCACAACAACCCUGUGAAGGCGAUUCAGUUGAGAAGAGGGCAGGGGCAACUACAGGUAGUCCUCGACUCAUGACUAUAAUUGAGUCCAAAACUUCUCCUGCUAAGCAAGACAUCUGUUAAGUGAACUUUGCCCCAUUUUAUGAUCUUUCUUGCAACAGUUAAGUGAAUCACUGCAGUUGCUAAGUUAGUAACACGGAUGUUAAAUGAAUCUGGCUCCCCCAUUGACUUUGCUUGUCAGAAGUUUGCAAAAGGUGAGCACAUGACCCCGGCAUGCUGCAAACCAUAAAAAAUAUGAGUCAGUUUGCCAAGCAUCUGGCUUUUUGAUCAUAGGACUGUAGGGAUGCUGCAAUGAUUAUAAGUAUGAUAAACAUCAUAAGUCAUCUUUUUCAGGGCUGUUGUAAUUUGCUUAGUAAAUUAUCACUAAACGAACUGUUUUAAGUUGAGGAUUAUCUCCUCCACCAGAGAAGGGCUUGAGGGUCUGAGUGGUUAAAUGAUAGUGAACAUGCAGCUGGGCUGUCCUCAUUGUAAGGCAACUGAAUAGUUGCAUGCAAAACAAAGCCACCUAAAAGAAUAUUUAUGAAUUGAUUACCAACUAAUCAAAUUCCUAAAGCUGUAAUUGUAGCUUUAUAUGGCACUUAGGAAAGCAAAGAAAUAAUACAAGAGUCUACCAAAAGUCAGGCCCCCAUAUAGAUGCCUUACAUACAUUAAGUUAAAUGCUUGAAUGAGUUAUUUCUUCUAAACCCUUUUCUAUUCAUGUGACACAUAACCUUUGAACAUUCCUAAUUCCAGUAACAUUUUCUCUAGAAAAAUAAUUAACACAAGCAGUUCUCAACUUACGGCCACAAUUGGGACCAGAAUUUCCAUUACUAAGCAAAGCAAUUGUUAAGUGAAUCAUGCCUGAUUUUAUGACCGUUUUUUUUUAAGGUGGUUAAGUAAAUCAGUGCAUUUGUAAGUGAAUCUUGUGGUUGUUAACCAAAUCCAGUUUCUCCAUUGACUUGGUUUGUUGGAAACUGACAAAAAAAAUUGCAGAUGGUGAUUGCAUAUCUCCAGGUACUUCAAUGCAACUGUCGUAACUAUGUGCCAGUUGCCCAGUACCCAAAUUGGGGAUGCUGCAACAAUUGUUAAGUAUAGGAAACUGGUUGUAAAUCACUUUUUUAAGUGACAUUGUAACUUUGAAUGAUUGCUAAGCAAACAGUUGUAAGUCAAGAUCUACCUGUAAAACAUUGUAAUUAGCCUAUAGGGCCUGGCCUUUGGUAUACCCUAUACAUAUAUUUCUUGUCCUCAAGCUCCCUUGUAGUUGCUUUCCCAAGCUUUCCUUAAUUAGGAUUACUUUUCUUUCUUGUGUUGAUUUUCAGCUCUCCAAACAUUUCUGCUGGAAAAUUAUGCCAUUCAUCCUCACACUAAGAGCUGAAUUCAAUCUAUUAGCAGACUCUGCACAACAUGGUUGUAGGCUAGACUAUAUGGUCGUACCUGUUGCUGGUCUUUUACUGCAUACUGAACUAUGUUAGCCACACUGUCUGACUUUGCAUGACAUAUUGGACUAAAAUGCAGUUGGCUCGUUUGUGGUUCAAUGUGUCAUGCAAAAAGCGUCUUCCUUUUCUUAGCACGGCUACAUUAUACUGGGUAUUCUUACAAAAAGGAAAAAAAGAACACAUUUACAUUUUAAUUCAAAAUUGUCUAUCUGAAGUGAUUUUAAAAACCUGACUGUUGUUGUUUAGUGACAAAUGUGACUAAGUGUCCUUUUUAAAAUUAGAAUAUUAGAAAUAAAAACUUACUGGUAAAUUUGAUCUAAUUGUUUAUUUCUCAUCUCUGAUUUCAGCCAUAAGAGCAGCGAUGGAUGUUCACUGGCUUCCCAAGAAGGGGCAGAGGGAUUCAAAAGAGUAGGAUUGGGUAUUUUAUGUAGGUAUUAUUGAAGCACUCGGGUAAUAGCAAAAACCCAAGGAAAAUCAAACCAAACUCAAAUAUAUACGGUGAUGCUUAAAUGUUUCUGAAUCCCUUUAAAUGUCCAAUAUUUCUGCAUAAAUUUAGUCAAGAAUGUGAUUUAUUCUCCUCAAGUCUUAAAACCAGAUAUAGAAUUUUUUUUAAAAAAUGAAUAAAAAACUUUAUAUUCAUUAAUUUAUUGAAGAAAAUGAUUCCAAACUCUUAGUUUUUACUGACAAAAGUAUGCGAACUCUCCAAGAUUGUCAAUGCAUUUGAAGAGGAAAUUAAGAAUCGGUUUUCAAUCAAUCAAUCAGAUACGAUGAGAAGUCCUGCUUUAUUUAAAAAACAGAAUUUGGGAUAUUCACAAUCAACGGCUGAUCUUCAUACUUUAGAUAUAUGGAAGUGUGUUAUUCUGACUCAAAAACAAGAUUUCUGGGGACCUCCAAUCUUCCCCCCCCCAAAAAAAAAAUCAGCUGUUGAUGCUUAGCAGGCUGGAAAAAGUUAUAAACUUAUUUCCAAAAAGUUUGGGUUUCAUCAAUCAAAUCUCAAUCCUUCUGUUACCCUCCCUAAGGGUGUGGGUGUACCAAUCAAGGCCACACAAGUAUGAGGCAUGUAAUACUGUAGGGACAAAAAUCCAAAGCAGACAAGUCAUAUGACCAAAGAAUGGUAAUAGCAGAAGGUUAAUAUUUUGGAAUGGGCAACUCGAAGUCCUGGUCUUAAUCCUAUAGAAAUGCUGUAAAAAGACCUGAAGCAAAAAGUUCAUGUGAGAACUGAUAACAAUGAUUUUGAAGUCUCACAUACCUUUGUCAUGUACAAAUAUGUAGCUUUGGAUCAUUUUUCUCAAUAAAUAAACAAAUAUGUUUUUGAUUCACUUGUUUAAUGAGGUUCACUUUAUCUACUUUAGAGUUUGUGUGGAGAACGUAUCAUUUUUAUGUCAUAUUUUUGCAGAAACAUUGAAAAUUCAAAAGGGUUCACAAAUUUUAAGCAUCACAUAUGUUAGUUAUUACAAAUUUUCUCCAUUGCUUUUACAUGUCUCUGGAAUAGCCAGAAAAUUAUAGCGGCUCCAGCAAAGCCAUCAGACAACUAUUAGGCACACUAUUAUUUAGAAGAAUGAGCUGGAGUCAUCCCUUGAAGAAGGGUUGGCUUUCCACAUUGUGAAGUAAGUGAUAAGUGAUUUUAGCCCUGAGGUGAUCUAAUGGCUUUGCCUCAAAGAAGCAAAUUGCGUGUCCUUUAGUCAGUUCAGGCCAGUGUUAUGGAAGAAGGCUUCUCUCAAGCUGUUCUCCUGCUGCUGGGCAAAGCCUUUCUUAUCUUGGAGGAUUCAGGGUUGCUCAUAGCAUGCCAAGCAGUCUCUGAGGCUGGACAACUGUGGCAUAGAGAGCCUGCAAUUUAUUUUGUGCUGCUUGCCUUCUCCCAACUGUUCGUACAAGAGAUUAAGAAAACCCAAUAGUAUGGGCUGAAGAGCCUCUACCAGCCUAAAGCACCUAGCAAUCAUCAUCAUCAUCAACAACAACAACAUGAUCAUCUCCUCCUGCAUCAACCAUUUUUAAUUGAAGCUGUAGCAAUUUUCAGGCUUCAUGACAGUGGACUGGGUAGAGGGGCUUUUUAAUGGAGAGUCCACCAGGUGAAAUAAUAACAAUUUCGUUGUUUAAAGAAAAAUAAUGAAAUGUAAAAGAUUUUUUAAAAAAAUGUUUUGUGAAUACAGUUGAAAUAUGAUGAACACAAACUUCUAGACAAGAACUAACAUAACUGGAGGAGAUGACAAGAAAAUUGUUUUGUAUAAAAACUAUUGUUUUAACAAUAAAUUGAACCUUGACUACACAUCAUCAUCAUGCUGCCUGGCCUUUCCCUCGCAUUGAUCAAGAGCCAAUUCAAAAGCAGUGUUGGCAUAUUUUGUUAAGUCUUUCGAAUCUGGUAUCCAGGUAUCUUGCCAGGAAUACAUAAUCAUUUUUUCUGCAGCUGUUCAGGCAUAAUAUGCCCAGACCUCUUUAUAAAUACCAGGAAUUGCAUUGCCAAAAUCAAAUCUGGUCUUCUCAUAUAAUCCUCUAGAAAGUGUCUUGUUCAGGGUCCCCACCCAUGAGGCACAUGGGGUACAGAGCAGAUGGACUCCUCCUUGGUGGUGUCUUUCACUUAUGGAAUACCUUACCUUCGAACCUUUCGCCGCGAGCUUAAGACACAUCUAUUUAUCUGCGCAGGACUGGACUAGAAAACGGGGUUUUAUUAUUUUAAUCGUAAUUUUAAUAUUCGGCCUUAUUUAAUAAGUUUUUUAAUUGGUGUUUUAUCUUGUAUUUAUAUUUGUGUUUUUAUCAGGCUGUAAACCGCCCUGAGUCCCUCGGGAGAUAGGGCGGUAUAAAAAUGUGAUUAAAUAAAUAAAUAAAUAAAUAAA
Messenger RNA from Ahaetulla prasina, 11047 nucleotides. RefSeq names its product solute carrier family 35 member B1 (gene SLC35B1). Gene Ontology annotation, cellular component: endoplasmic reticulum membrane; Golgi membrane. Bases 215 to 1405 code for a protein of 396 amino acids. Gene Ontology annotation, biological process: UDP-galactose transmembrane transport. The transcript is spliced from 8 exons. The record is from RefSeq and is a predicted model, not a curated record. NCBI's taxonomy places the organism in Eukaryota, Metazoa, Chordata, Lepidosauria, Squamata, Colubridae. Gene Ontology annotation, molecular function: UDP-glucose transmembrane transporter activity; UDP-galactose transmembrane transporter activity.